GUUUAUUCGUCUUCGUGCGUAGUAUCGCAGCGUUUUGUGAAACAAAGAGUAUAGACGUUCAAUCGUAUGUCCAUCCAGAAUUUGAACACAUUUGACCCAUUCGCCGAUGCUAUCAAAAGCUCGGAAGACGACGUACAAGAUGGUCUAGUCCACGUCCGUAUUCAGCAGCGGAACGGGCGUAAGACUCUCACAACGGUGCAGGGGCUCUCUUCGGAAUAUGACUUGAAGAAGAUAGUGCGGGCAUGCAAGAAGGAGUUCGCGUGCAACGGAACCGUCGUGGAGCAUCCGGAGUACGGCGAGGUGCUGCAGCUUCAGGGCGACCAGCGCGAGAACAUUUGUCAGUGGCUCACGAAGUCGGGCCUCGUCAAGCCCGAGCAGCUGAAGGUGCACGGCUUCUAAGCCUGCGCUCGCACACGUAACAUGACCAUCUCUCGCCGGCAUACUUUCACUCACUCAACUGUACACAGGCUGGCCCGUUAGGUUAUUUCAUACUUGUAAAGAACAUGUUAUUUAUUUAACAAAUUAUUAAUUGAAUUAACAUGUUAAUUACCAAUAAUUAACAAUUAUGUUAACAAAUUAUUAAUUGAAUCAUCAAAUAUGUCAGUAAUAAAGCGAUUGUUAUUAUUUUGUUCAGUUUAAUUGGACGCAGAAGCGUCGACUUUUUUAACUUUUUUUAUAUGGGAGUCGCAAGGUGCAAGGCGCAGGCCUUUGCGGCCAACAUCUGUGUAAACGUCUGAGCUUUCUAAAUACAUAUUGAUAGGGUUUUACAAUAAUGCGCGCGCUCUCAUGAUAUAAGAAGACUAUGAUCGGUGUGCCUGACGCGGUGGGCGCUGUGUCGUCCACAAAUAAAUAUUGUGUACUUAUGUGAGAUAUUGUAAUCAAUUGUUGCUUUUGUUUGCUAGUAUUUUCGAGAAACGAACAUAAUAAAGACGUGAUAACAUUGAUGAA
This is a messenger RNA of Spodoptera frugiperda (fall armyworm), 948 nucleotides long. RefSeq names its product eukaryotic translation initiation factor eIF1 (gene eIF1). Gene Ontology annotation, biological process: translational initiation. Bases 67 to 399 code for a protein of 110 amino acids. The record is from RefSeq and is a predicted model, not a curated record. Gene Ontology annotation, cellular component: eukaryotic 43S preinitiation complex. NCBI's taxonomy places the organism in Eukaryota, Metazoa, Arthropoda, Insecta, Lepidoptera, Noctuidae. Gene Ontology annotation, molecular function: ribosomal small subunit binding; translation initiation factor activity; RNA binding. The transcript has a single exon.